GGCAAGAAAGAUAGGGGAGAGUGUCCCAGGGAAAAAAAGGGAGAGAGCGGGACCCUAGAGGGCUGAGGAGAGGAAAAACGGCGGGAGGACCAACGGGGACAAGAAGACGGGAACGGGAGGGAAGCACACCGAGAGGGGAAACCUGCCUGACCUGAGGACAGAACAGGAAGGAAGCAGAUCUUGCCACCAAUGUCAAUGCUGAACUCUGGCUGGCUCCACCAAGAGGACAGUCCCAUCUCCAGGGAGUUAGUUCCUUCGGCCAACUCAGAUGACUCAGGCCACCUGCCAGAAGAGGACCCUGAGGAUACCUCUGCUCAGGGUCCUGCACUUCUGAGCUUGGGCAUACCUCAUCAGGACACCAAUCAUGUCCCCAACUGGCCUGGGCUUCAGACCCUCCUGCAGCAGCUCCCUCCACAGGACAGUGAUGAACGUUACUGCCUGACCCUUGGGGAGGAUGAACUGGCUGAGUUGCGGCUCUUCUGUGUCCAGCGGAAGCAGAAGGCCCUAGGACAAGGGGUGGCCCACCUGGUAACUCCCCAGCUUGAAGGACACACCUGUGAGAAGUGCAGGGAGCAGCUGAAGCCUGGAGAGUACAGCGUGUUUGCAGCCCCAGCAGGCGAGCAGUGCUGCUGGCACCGGCCUUGCUUCACUUGCCAGGCCUGUGGCCAGGCCCUGGUAAACCUCAUCUACUUCUACCAUGAUGGGCAUCUCUACUGUGGUCGUCAUCAUGCUGAGUUGCUGCGGCCACGAUGCCCAGCUUGUGACCAGUUGAUCUUCUCCCGGCGCUGCACAGAGGCAGAGGGACGGCGCUGGCACGAGAAUCACUUCUGCUGCCAGGGCUGCGCUGGGCCCCUCCGCGGGGGACAUUAUGCCCUGCCGGGGGGCAGCCCCUACUGCCCCAGUUGCUUUGAGAGCCGCUACUCAGAUGCGGGCUUGAGCCUGGCGGGGACACUGGAAGGGCGGGCGUCCCUUGGCUUGUGCAGAGCACUUCGGGAUCUGAGAAGAGCCUUUCUGACCCGGUCCGGAACAGGGGAGGGAAGUCCAGACCCAACUGAAAGAAAGGACCACGUCUCGUUAAACGCCGUGUUCACCUCCCGGGCAGAAUUUCCCGCCGCAACCUCCAGCUCCAGCCUGGAAACCCAGAGUGGGCGGGAGCUAGAACGCCUGGAGACGCCCCGUGAUCCCAAGGAGGACGCGUCCUGCCCAUGUCCCACCUGCUCCUCUUCCUCUGAUUCGGAACCCGAAGGCUUUUUCUUAGGCCAGCGUCUUCCGCGGCUCAGGAAGACCCUCGGAAGCUUCCAGGCAGAGGAUAGCGACACCUCCAGGAAGCAUUGCACCAUUUGCUAGUGGCGCAGCCGAGA
Messenger RNA from Marmota flaviventris (yellow-bellied marmot), 1361 nucleotides. RefSeq names its product prickle planar cell polarity protein 4 (gene Prickle4). NCBI's taxonomy places the organism in Eukaryota, Metazoa, Chordata, Mammalia, Rodentia, Sciuridae. The record is from RefSeq and is a predicted model, not a curated record. Gene Ontology annotation, molecular function: zinc ion binding.